Messenger RNA from Owenia fusiformis, 866 nucleotides. The record is from the annotation of a GenBank genome assembly. Lineage: Eukaryota; Metazoa; Annelida; Polychaeta; Sabellida; Oweniidae.
GUUAGCCCCAGGCCAUAUACUAUUGUUAGCUUUCAUUACCAGCUGUGCCUGCUUGUUUAUCAAAUAAAUAUAAAGAUGUCUCUUAAAUCGUUCACCAAAAAUAUGCCGCCAUAUUUGACAUUUAAUUGCAUACUUCCGCCAUGGCAGAGAAAAAACCUCUCCGAGGAAUUCUGAAGAGUUCGUCAAGUUUUGAUCAUCCCGACGCUAAAGUUGUCCAUCCCACAAACAAAGAAGCAAAAUGGGAUGAGAUGAAUAUACUUGCCACUCACCACCCACCUGAUAAAGACUAUGGCCACAUGAAGAUUGAUGAACCCCCUACACCCUAUAAUGAUUAUGACCCUGAGGAUGAUGAUGUCAUAGAAGAUGACGAUGUCACAGAUGGGACAAAACAAAAAAGACGAGAUAGCGCAGAUGGCAAAAAAAUAAGUUUAGACCCUGAAACUCUUCUAAAUAGGUUAGAAGAAAAAAGUCCUCGACGUAAUGCUUCAGAGAAUGAAGAGUCUUCAGAUGAAGAACCAGAAGUAUUAACAGAAGAUCAAAAAGCUGCCAAGACAAAAUUCAAAGAAAAAAGAAAAAUGCAUUAUAAUGAGUAUUAUGCCAUUAAAAUGGCAAGACAGUUAAUGGAAAAUGAUGAUGAGGAGGAUGAUGAUCAAGAAAACAAAGAUGAUCAGGGAAGUAAAACUACUGAAGCUGAUGGGACAGUUGGAAAUGAUUCAAACCAGGGAGAACUUGUGUGAUAUCGUUGAUAGUAGGCUUCCACGUGUCUCUAUUGAUAAGAGCCAUGAAAAUUAUAUAUCAAAAAAACAUCAGAGGUGUUUCCAUCCAUCACUUAAAUGAUAUUAUUUAUUGAUUUAUUUUCAACAUAA